ACACAGCUGCCGACGAGAGAGUUGUCUGCUGGCGGAGGCGUUGCCAGUAGGUAGUGCGGUACGCGCUUUCCUCGAUUCUAGACGGUGCCCGACUGCCCUGACCUCAGGGCGACGACGUUUGCGGGAAGAUGCUGCGCUGGCGCGGCUCCACUACCUCGACUGUGGCCGGAGCGCCACAGGAGGCACUGCAGGAGGACCAGAGUCCCACGCGCGUGUCCCCGAAACGGAAGCAGAGAAGUACCCUGUCCGUGCUUCUGCUGCUGCUGGUGUCGCUAGCCAUUGGUGUGCUGGUGAUAGCACCUGCAGUCUUCUACGCAUCGCCCUGGAUUCGACGCCACACGGUCUUUCUGACCUUCGUCAACCUGCCACCCUUCCCCCGGCUGAGCGACCCACGAUCGUACGACCUCAGGUGUGCACACAACUUCUACAUAGACUCCGAGGAGGCGGGUCUGCGCCUCGGAGCCUGGCACAUUCCACCGGCUUCCUCCGUGGAUCGGCUCGGCUGCCAGCAGCUAGACCAGGACUGGUUUGCACACGACAAGCGACCCGCAGUGCUGUACCUGCAUGGAAAUGGUGGCUCCCGUGCUGGUGGGCACCGUGUUAGCCUCUACAAGGUGCUGACCGGUUCUCUGGACGCACAUGUGCUGGCCCUUGACUAUCGGGGCUACGGUGAUUCCGGCUCGGGCCCCAUGGGACCAUCGGCAGAGGCGCUGGCACAAGACUCCCGCACCGCAUUGCGCUGGCUCCAGGCACGCACGACAGGUCGGCCAUUGAUCGUGUGGGGCCACUCGCUCGGCACAGGUGUUGCCAUACGCCUUAUGGAAGACCUGCAGCACCGUGGAGAGGCACCACCAGCGGGUCUCGUGCUCGAAGCCCCGUUCGACGCCCUGCACCGUGUCGCCGCCACGCACCCGCUAUCACUGCCCUACCGCUGGCUGCCCUACUUUGAGCUCACCUUCGUUGCGAGCCUCAAAAACGACCCCGUCGUCGAGUUCAACAGCACCACCCGUGCCCGCUUCGUCUCGCCCAAGCUGCCAGUGCUGGUGUUGCAUGCUCGUGAUGACGCGACAGUGCCGUUCGCAUUGGGUGAGACGCUGCACGAGGCCUUCCGCGAGGCGCGCCAGGGCAACCCGAGCGCGGGACCACUGCUACUGCACGCCUACGAUGGCCGGUUAGGGUACGGCCACAAGCACUUGCACCGCGACCCGGAGUUGACUGCCACAGUGGCCAAGUUCUUUGCCCUCAACCGCACCGAUAUACGGCCCUAGAGUGCCGACCUGCCGGCAGUAGCAUUCCGCGAUGCCUUGAUGCCGCGGGCAUUUUGGAGACGCAGGGGCAAUGGCCAAUUCGGGACCAGCGUGCUUUCACUGACUCAUCUUGUUAAUGCAUGGUGGGAGAAACGCAUACAAUAUUCCUGGCUUCUCAGUGUCACGAGCUUGCAUGGUUGCCACGUCUGUGCCCACGAGCUGUUUCAUGAAUUUGCAAAGCGGUGGCGACUUAACGUUGUGUGCAGAGGCAGAUCGCUUUCUUUUACUAGUACCAUUCAUAUCAGGUCCAGGGUGACGAGUCUAGAGCAGGGCAUUCUUUGCGAGUGUUUCGAUUGCAGGUGCGAUGCGUGCUGAGGUGAGUGCCCAAGUCCAAAAAGAGAGAGAGAGAAAGUAAGUCUGGGCCUACUGUUCAUAACUUGUACGUAGACAUGUUACAGGGCUUAAGCUAGAUGUCAUGUGAAAACUUCUGAAUGACAUAUGCAUUGCAGUCCCAAGUCCAAGAAGGCAAAGAAUAGUUUUUGGCAUAACUUAAGAGGUCCGCCGUUCUCAACUUACAUGUGGACUGUUUAGAGGCUUGAAGCCAAUGCAACAGUGUUUGACUGCGAGUUUGACAUGAUGGAGACCAGCUGUUCUGUUUGUUGUACCAGAUGUCGCAUUGUUGUACCAGUGCCUUUGUGGUCCCGUUCACUUUUCGCAGCUUCCCCUUGUCAUGCAGUCUACGUAUCUUGCACCAGACAGUCUGUGCGCAGCUGUGUUGGAUGUAGCAGCGGACUGGCGUGUCUAUUACUUUUUGUUCAUGAAACUGAAGAGCGCUUGUGUGGGUUGUGUUUGUUGGCAUCCCUGUGCAGCUGUGGUUGUGCGAGGAGUAUGGGUUACUCGGAUCACUAGUCUUUUGCAAGAAUGACACGUUGUUGUGGUUUUGCAUAACUCUGCCACCACCGCCGGUGGUAGCGUCAAGCAGAAUAUAGACUAGCUCAUGGAAAUCUUCAGGUGUGUUGAUAUUCAUAUGGGCGGCUCACACAUACGUUAAAGGAGUACUGACACAAAAUUAUGAAGCGGAGAUAAUGCGUGAGGACAAUUUAUGUGGGCGCAUACACAUCGUCUGCAAAAUUACAACGGCAAAUAUUACUUAGAACACAUUUAAAAUCAAUUUUAAAGUAUGUGCACGAAGCCAACUGCACAAUGCGGCGCCUCGUGACAUUGACAUCAAGGAAGGAUUGUAAAUAACCGAGAAAACGUUACAUCAUGUAUUUUCGUUGGCUGCCAUGCUGCUUGCAUGUGCUCUUAGUUGUUGCUUGUAGUGGGAUGCUUUCUGUGUUGCUGCAACUGAAGCAUUAAGUGGCAGUUUUUGCCGCGUCCGCAGAUUUCCCACACAAUCAGCUUGACUCGUUGCACUGACUAUUGAAUGUGGCCAAUGCGAGAGUCUUGAGGUUCGUCUUCGCUGUUGCUGGCCACAAUAUCAGAGAUGCUGCUUUCUAGUGCGUCGAAUUGAAAGUGAUUGGCCAUGUCUAAUACGGCAGCAACUCCCGCCUGCAGGAAAUCGUCACCACUGGACGAUCAGAACGAGGGCGACGAUAGUGGCAAGGACAUCGCAAAGCAAGUGCAGGCAUAGUAGACAAACUAGCAACACGAAGCUUGCGUGCCAGCGUUUGCGUUCGCGUCGUAGCAUAAGUCUGAGGUUUUUGCGAUCACGUGCCCAGCUGUGUUUACAUUCCUUCUCUCGCCCAUCUCGUAGUGUUCUGGAACGAAAACUUGGGCUGGUCACUACAAGAAACACUCCAAAUUACCUGUCAUGCUCUGAAGUAAAUGAGGUUUCGUGCCGUGAUUGCUUGGUCAUUAGCUUGUAAUUAGCUACUUAUUAAAGCAGAAACACAUUUUUUGUCAGUACUCCUUUUAGCUAACAGGCAAAGAAAGAGAUUAUGUAAGUCCAUAGAUGGUCUUUGGGCAAGUUGCUUGAGUGUUGGGUUAGCACCCAAAUGCAUUGUACGUGGAGCUCUCUGCAGUGGUUAGCAACCAUUAGUUUUGACUGGUUUUUGUGCCAUUUUACGUUAUGCGAGCCUUGGCAGGUUUCUGGCAGAGUACAUUGCAUGUACAAGUCUACAUUAAAGGGAACAUGUAAGUGAGCAUUGUGGAUCUGAUUACCACCGAGAUAUGGCAUAAAAGCUCACAGACUAGCUUUUUAUGUAUAAAUGUAUGUCCAGUAAAUUAUAUCGGCUAUUUCUUUUAAAUGAAGGCAAAGAAAAGUUCCAGUUAUAUUGGCUUUAUUAAUGAAUAAGUGUUCCCUUUAACAGUGGACCAUACUGCACAGCCUCCCACUUUUAAUUGUGCAAGCGUCGACCACGUGGCAUGUCAGCGCGUUAUAACGGCAAGAAAUGACGAGAUUGGCAAUAGUAUGCUUACGCAUACAGGGCACGCUUUGGUGCCGGCAUCGUCUGCUACGCUGUUAGGUCUAGGCGAACACACCCCCUUCCUGGGUUAUCAGUGCAGUCCUGUUGACAAAAAAAGCCUGUGUGAAGCAGAAAACGUGUGCGACACGAUAUAUUUCUUUCAUAUUACUUUCAUAUUUCUUUCAUAUUACUGGGCCAAUGCAUAUGCCAUAGAAUUGCGAUAGGGGGGGGGUGUGUAUUUAUCAGCACGUACGAGGAAUUGCCUGUGAACUAUGGGCCUUGAGAGAUAACAAAGGCAGAACGUAUGCACUCUUGGAAUGAAUAGCGUAGCAGACGUUUGCACUAGCAAGGCGGAACGUAUGUGCUCCUGGAAUAAAUAGCAUAGCAGAAAUGUUCACCUUAGAAGUUUCUUUGUGCACUUGCACAUACCAUUGCCGAUCUCACUACUACUCGCCGAUAUAAGGCACUGGGAGGCUGUACAUUCAGUCACCAUAACUUUGUCCAGUUUGUGUGUUCUUUAAGCUAACGUUAUGUAAGCCUUUUGUGCAUAAUCAAAGGUAACAAAAUUUUAAUUCUGGAAGUGAAAAUUGUCAUCCACCAGAAUGUAGCACGAAGCUACAAGGGAUACCCACAUGGGUUUCCUUGAAAGCUUCACGGUUGAGGACAAAUUUGCCCUGGUACGGAAUUCGAACUUGGGACCCAAUGUGUUUCCGGGGCAGUCGCUCUACCAUCUGAGCUAACCUUGCCGAGGAACCCGUAUGGGUUUCCUUUGUAGCUUCGUGCUACAUUCGGGUGGAUGACUAUUUUCCCUUUCGUGACACUUCCUCCACCUUGCGGGAUUCCGCAGAACUUAUUUGCCAAAUUUAGAUUUUUUUUUCUCACAAAUUGCAGUCAGUUCAUGGUGCUGUUAUCAGAACACAAUGGCACCGUACUGUGUGCUGAUAGGAUCUGGAUUAAUCUCAUCUGAACUGGUCGAAAGGUUUCAGAAAAGUAGAAUACCAAUAUUUCUGCUUUCUUUUUAAUUACCAAGCACAGCUUAGCUCACGCCAUUAUGUAAGCCCUAUGAUAAAUGAUGGAGCGCUAACUGCAUGGGUGGAGUGUCAACUUGGUGAUAUAUUGAAACUUGGAGUGGUGGUAGCUAUAGGCGUUAAUCAAAUUAUUUGAGGAGUGCCUUAUAGGAGAGUGUGCCAAGCAUAAUGCCCGUUUACUCCGCGAGUGAAAUGAAUACGUUUACACUUCCUGUAUGUAAUAAAAAAAACAUAUUUUUGCAAUGUGUUGGUAAAAGUUAAUAAAAGGACACUGCAAUUUUAUGUAUUGGCAGUGCUCACAUGUGA
This is a messenger RNA of Dermacentor andersoni, 4989 nucleotides long. RefSeq names its product lysophosphatidylserine lipase ABHD12-like. The record is from RefSeq and is a predicted model, not a curated record. Gene Ontology annotation, cellular component: endoplasmic reticulum membrane. Lineage: Eukaryota; Metazoa; Arthropoda; Arachnida; Ixodida; Ixodidae. Gene Ontology annotation, molecular function: phosphatidylcholine lysophospholipase A1 activity; monoacylglycerol lipase activity. Gene Ontology annotation, biological process: phosphatidylserine catabolic process; monoacylglycerol catabolic process.